Molecule: messenger RNA, 1735 nt
Organism: Panicum virgatum (switchgrass)
Lineage: Eukaryota; Viridiplantae; Streptophyta; Magnoliopsida; Poales; Poaceae
Exons: 7
Coding region: 154-1479 (441 amino acids)
Source: RefSeq, a predicted model, not a curated record
GGCGGACUGAGUCAUCAGUGACAGCAGCUAUGGUGUGGUUCCAACAACUGCGCUCGGUACUCGAUCGGUGAUCUGUGCUACGGGCCCGGCCGGGCGUUUUCAGAAAUAAAAGAGAGAAGAGAGAUCGUUGGUUGAGCUCAAGCUUCAAGGUCCAUGGAAAUGGAUCAGCAGCGCUCUACGCAGCGCUGGGAGCGACUGCGUCAAGCGGCGGAGAGCAAGGAGUUCUUGAUAGAGAAAACUGAUGAUUCAUGGGACCAUCGGGUGGGGCAUGAUGCAGGUGACGACCUGCUUAUGGAAAGAAGGGAGCCUCUGGUGAGGCGGUGGCGGCGGCUGAAGGCCGUGUCCAUGGUAGUGUUCAGUGGCCGGCCGGCGGCGUACAAGAUGCAAAUAGAGCCUUCACAUCAGCUCGUGGAGUCUCAAACUGAUCAUUUACUAGCGGCAGCUAAGGCAGAUCCUGUGGUGAACCGUCCACAACCAACGACCACCGCUCGGGUACGAGCUUUGCAAUCUCCACGACACACGGACACGGCUAAGUUAAGAAGCAAUAAUCCAGUACCGGAGGUUGUAAUAAUGGAUGUUGCAUCAAACCAUCCACGAUCAACGGAAACAGCUCAGGUACAGGCUUGGCUAUCUCCGCGGCACGCUGCAAAAUCUCCCAAUAAUUCAGUUCCUGAGGUUGUGAUGGAUGUUACAUCAAACCUUCCAAGACCGACAGAAACAUCUCAGCAGGUAGCUGCAGUCCAUGUCCCCACAGUUGAUAAGAUGAAAAAGGAGCAACAGGGGCGUUGCCUCAAAUACUCACAGAAGGCCCUUGGGUUUGCCAUCUGCACGCUCAUUGGAUACGCAAGUGCUGUAUCACUAUCACCCAGCAGCAAUGGUGGCAAUGAUGGCAACGAGGGCAAGAGGGACAACACGACCUUCAAGCUCGCCAUUGCACCCUUCUUCGUUGCCAUCUGCACCGACCUCUUCUCGUUAAAGACGAAGGCAAAGCAGGGCAAUGUCUUGGUCUACCUCUCAUCAUUCCAUCUGAUGCUGAUGAUAUACUUCAUAUUCAUCUCAUUCAACAUGAACUACGCCUACGCCAUUAUCUUCCUUCCUCUAGUGGCUGGUGCCUCCCUCCUUCAACAAAAGAUAUGGCCUGAAGGGCAUCGCCAAAGCACCGAUGAAAAAGUUAGUAAAGACCUAGACAACAUGUUUGACCUAUCAGCUCUUAUCCUCAACUGGAGCACCUUUAUCAGCGCAAUCAUGGCCAUAUUCAGGGACUUGAUUCCUGCUGCUGGGCAAAACCAAUACAUAUCAUUCAGCGCUGUAGGGCUCUUGUUCUUCCUCACUAUCAUUCUAGGGCUCUAUCUGAUGCUGAUCACAACAGUGAGAACUGAGGCACUAAAUCUCCGUGCGAAGUACCUCGAUGUCCUGCUUAUCUGCUUGCUCGUGAGCACUCUAAUCACCGCCUUGAUCAUGUUUAUUAACAAGAAAUAGUUGUAAGCAUCAAAUUCUGUGGUGGAAGACGGAUGCGAAAGUCUUAUGCAGCCAGGUCUAGGUGUCUUGGAAACAAAUUCCACUUGGUGUGCAUAAAUUGUACAUGUACUCUAGCCAUGAACAUUUUGUUGGUGGCUUGCUACUGCAUAAUGAUGUGUUGCAAACUUGCAACUCCCACUCAUCUAUUAUGGAAAGAAAUAGCCCCUGACCCCUUGGCUAUAUGACAUAAAUCGUUACAAAGAGUGAUUGGCGCUAA